AUGGACAAAUCUUUGGUGAUAUCUCAUUUUUCACCGGUCUAAAAAGACAGAGUUCUGCUAGAAGUGUCUAAAUAGACAAGGUCUAAAAGAUAACAAAAAUUAAAUGCAAAAUUAGAAAUUAAAAGAAAUUCUGCAAGCCUUUAACGUCUUAAAUAUAAUUAUUGCUAUUCAGAUGAAUAACAAUUUUAGUUUAAUGAUGAGAAUUUGCAAAGUUCUUAUGAUACAAUGACCCAAAACUCAAAUGAUGAAUAGGAUGAAAAUAUUCAAAGCCAAGUAUAUGAUUAGUUAUAAGAAAAAGAUUCACAUGUAAAGAGAAGUAUAAAAGCACAAGAAAGAGAUAAAUUAGAUAAAUCAAUUAUGAGUUUCCUUGAUAAGCAAAAUUAAUCAUACUAUGAUGAAGCAGAUCAAUAAAUUAAUUAAGAAAGCUAAUUUCAGGGAUAUCAUUCUAACUUAAUUUAUGAAUAAUAAGAUGCUCACAAAAUUGUCAGGAAAUCUUUUAGCAGCUCAUAAGCCAAGUUAAAAUCAUUUGAAGGAUUAGAAUCUAUCGAAUUUAACAAUUAAGAAUCUCUGAAAAAUAUUUUGCAUAAAGAAAAAAGUUAGUAAGAAACAAAUAAUAUAAUUCAAACAAAAGAAAUAGAAAGUGUUUAAAUUAAAAAACUUGAGUAGCAAUAAUAAUAUGCUCAUAAUUAAAGUGAUAAAGAAGGAUCUAAUUAUAACAAUUCUAGAAUACUUGAUAAAUAGAGGAUUCUUCAACAAAACCAAACUCCAAGCACAUAUUAACUAGGAGAUUAACAGAAAAACUAAUUUAGAAAAGGAUCUUAUUCUAACAAACAAUUUAUUAAAUAAAUAUCAAAUUAAUCUGAGGAAGAGUUAGAUUCAAGCUGUAAUUAAGAUGAUAGCUAAUACUAAAAAAGUUAUAUAUAAGAAAGCAAUAAAAAAGCAUCUACGAGCAAUCAUAUAACAACUUACUCUAAAAUAAAUUCAUUAAAGAAAAGUUAAAAGUAUCUAAAUUAAAACUAUGAAGAAAGAAAUUCUAUAGAUUGUGCAUUUCAAAAUAUUGCUACGUUCUUAUAUUUACAAGGCAUGAAUGUUUCUUCAAAAUAAUUAAAUAGUGGCAAUCAUUUUUAUUAGGAUAAUCCAGCAAAUAAUUCUUUCACAUCAAAAAGAAAUAAAUGUCAAAAAGAAUCAAGGUCUAGCUUUGCUACUUAAAAAAAGAAUAAAUCGUUUAGCAGUACUAAUAAUCCUUAUGAAAGUUCCUAAGAAAAAUACAAAACUGAAAAGUUAAGUAAAAUAUUUAAGUAAUAACCUUCAUAAAAAGAUUUAUAAUUUAUUAACACACUCACUAAGGUUCUUCAAAAUUCAUAAAUACCACUCCUACUUCAGCUGGCAUCUGCUAAAAGUUUUUUAAAUUUAGAUUCUUAAUUCUAAAAUAGUUCUAUGGAUUAUUUUGAUAAGAUACAGUGCUUUAAGAAGUAUUAUCCUGAAAAUAAUAUUCAAAAUGUAAUUCUUAAAUUAAAAGUUCUUUAACAACAAUAAAAGAAACUUAAAAAAGCUAAAUUAGCAUUAAGAGAGCGCCGUUAAAAUAUCAGAAUAAGUAAAUUUUCUUAAUUUCAACAAAAUUCUAAAGUAAUAAAAAUAGUUCCCAAACAAGAUUAUAAUAUUAAUCAAUACAAACCUACUAAUUUAUCUUAUGGAGUCAAAAUGUAAAAUGGAACUAUUUAUCCUAAGUUUAGUUUUUCUCAAUAAAAUAAUUGA
Messenger RNA from Tetrahymena thermophila SB210, 1755 nucleotides. Its product is annotated as cyclic nucleotide-binding domain protein. NCBI's taxonomy places the organism in Eukaryota, Ciliophora, Oligohymenophorea, Hymenostomatida, Tetrahymenidae. The transcript has 3 exons. The record is from RefSeq and is a predicted model, not a curated record.